This is a messenger RNA of Monoraphidium neglectum, 2109 nucleotides long. RefSeq lists its product as hypothetical. The transcript has 20 exons. The coding region runs from base 1 to 2109 and encodes 702 amino acids. NCBI's taxonomy places the organism in Eukaryota, Viridiplantae, Chlorophyta, Chlorophyceae, Sphaeropleales, Selenastraceae. The record is from RefSeq and is a predicted model, not a curated record.
AUGGGCUUGCACAUUUCUGAGCUGCAACAACCCAACCUCAUGCAGAUCACAGAGCUCAACGCUGCUUGCAACGAAGCUCAGGGCGAGAGGGACUCGCUGGCCGAGCAGCUUGCGGAUGCACGGGCGGCCACUGCGGAGGCGUCCAGCACCGCCAACCAGCUGCAGGAGGCCCUGGCGCAGGCCGCCAGAGCCGCCGAGGCCAACGACGCCGAGCUGAAGGCGCAGGAGGACGCCCUCGAAGCCAAGCGGGCCGAGCUGGAGGCGGCGCAGGCCAAGGGGGCCGAGGCGCGCGCCACCAUGGCGGCGCUGCUGGGGCUGCUGGCGGCCAAGGAGGCUCAGCUGGCGCAGGCCUGCGCUGCGCAGCAGCAGAGCGCCGCGGAGGUGGAGGCGCUGCGCGCGAGCCUCGUCGAGGUGCAGGAGGGCCGGCGCCAGCUGGUGCUGGUGGCUGCGAUGCUUCACAAGGAGCUGGCCACCUACAAGCAGGUGUUGGCUGCCGCCAAGCAGAAGAUCGAGGGUCUCAAGAUCCUGCUCCGCCGUGCUGCUGCGCAAGGGGCCGCCCAGGAGUUCGUCCACGGCAUAAUCGGCAACGUGGUCGAGACCAUGAAUGCGCGGGAGCUGCAGGCGGCCACCGCGGCCAGCCAGGCCCUGGAGGCAACGCUGGGCGAGGCGACCACCCAGCUGGAGCAGCUUGGCCUUGAGAAGGCCGAGCUCAAGGAGGAGCUGGGCGGUGUCAAGGAAGCCCUCAGGACGGCCAAAGGGCAGGCCAACGCCAUGCGCCAGCAGCAGCACCUCGCGCAAGGCCAGGCGCAGGAGCGCGCCACCACGGCCGAGAAGCGCGCCAACAAGGCGGAGGGGGACCUCCGCAGCAGCCAGCAGCGCGAGCAGGGGCUGCGGCAAGAGCUGGGGGCCAAGGACAAGGCGCUGAAGGAGCAGGCCAUCAAAAUCUCCAGGCUUGAGUCGCAGAUGGAGGGGCUGCAGGCGGACGCAGACAAAUGGAACAGGGCGCAGGCGCAGCGCGUCGAGCAGCGUGAGGCGGAGAGGGGGGAGCGGCUGGAGUCAGAGAAGGAGAAGCGGCGCCUGCAGAAACAAGUCGCCCAGCUUAGGGGCACGGUCGGCUCGGGCGACAAGGCCAGCCAAGACGCCCUGGACGCCCUGGUGGCGGCCAGCAACAAGCUGCAGAAGGAGCUGGACGCCGCCAAGGCCAGGAGCGAGCGCCUGCAGGAGCGCAUCAAGGCGGCAGAGGCGGCGGCGGCGGCGGCCGCGGCGGCGGCGGAGCCGCAGCCGGGGAUGCACGCCAACGCCGUGAAGCAUGCAAAGGCGCAGGUGGCGGCGCGGGACGAGCAGCUGGCGACACUGGCCGAGGAGCACAGGCAGCAGGUGGAGGCCAACGCGGCGCAGAAGCGGCAGCUGGAGGCGAAAGAGAGGGAAAUUGAAAAGCUGCUCGCCGGCGGCGCCGAGGCGGCGGCCUGUAAGGCGCUGAAGAAGGAGAUCAGCCAGCAGCAGGGGCGCGAGCUGGCGCUGCUGGCAGACAUGCGGAAGCUCAAGAAGGACCUCGCCACGCGGCUGCCGCAGCACCUCCUCCACGAGGCGGCCAGUGUGGUGCCGCGGGUGCUGCAGCACACGCUGACGCCCCUGCAGCUGCAGUUGUGCCAGGCCUGCAAGGAGCUUAGCGAGGUCAGGAUCUCGGAGGAGGAGGCGGAGCAGCUGCAGGGGCCGUGGAAGGAUAUGGUCCUCUCGCGCCACCAGGCGGCGGCCGCCGCCGCCGUGGCGGCUGCCCAGCAGCAGAAGCAGCAGCAGCAGCAGCAGCAGCGGGCUGCGCCGCGCAUGUCCAGGGACAGCGCGGACGGCGGCGGCGCCGACCAGGCGCCCGCGGCGGCGGGCCCCGCGCCCGCCAAGGCGGGCCGCGGCGCCGGCGCCAGCAGCGGCAUCAGCGGCGUCCGCGGCGCCGCCGCCGCCGCAGAGGUGUUAAAGCAGGGGGUGGAUGCGGCAGUUCGGCUGGCCCUGUGCAGCCUGGACCAGGAGGCGGCGGAGGCGAUGGGCCGCAGUGGCGGCGCUGCGGCCGCGGUCGGCGUGGGCGCGUCAGGGAGCGGCGCCGCGGCGCGGCAGUGA